GGUUUGUUGCAGUGACGUCAGGGUGGGGGGUCUUGAAGGUUUCCAACUUCCCGUGCGCUGUGCGCGCCUCCUCCUCGCCCUCUCGGCCACCAUGCCGCGUCUGGCCCAACUCCUCGUCUCGCUCCUCACCGCCGUCUGCGCCGCAUCCUCCGCCUUCAUCGUUCCUCCCAAGAAGAUCGCUGUCAUCGGCGCUGGCAUCGGGGGCUGUUCGUCUGCCUUCUUUCUGCGGAAGAAAUUCGGCCCGGAAGUGGUCAUUGAUGUUUUUGAAGCAAAGCAGGUGGGCGGGCGGAUUGCCACCAUCACGGUGAACGGGAAGGUUUACGAGACGGGCGCCUCUAUCAUACAUCCCCUCAACUUGCACAUGCAGAGCUUCGUCAAGGACCUGGGUUUGAAGCAAAGGAAUGAUGUUCCAGGAGAAAAGUUGGGAAUUUUUAACGGAGAGCAAUUUGUGUUCGAAGAAAGUAGUUGGACAGUCAUGGAUGCCGUCCACCUUCUGUGGCGUUAUGGAUUGAGUUAUCUCCGAAUGCAGAUGUGGGUAGAGGAGAUCUUGGAUAAGUUUCUCAGGAUCUACAAGUACCAAUCACACGGAUUUGCAUUCUCGACAAACGAAGAUCUGCUGCUCGCUUUGGGCGGAGAGGCGUUCAUCGAGUUGACAAAGCACUCGCUGGAAGAGGUCCUCGGGGAACGCGGCGUCUCCCAGCGCUUUCUUCAAGAGCUCGUUGGAGCUGCCAUCAGGACCAACUACGGCCAGUCGCCCAACAUCGCCGCCUUUGUUGGAGCAGUGUGCCUGGCUGGUGCUCAGCCUGGCCUCUGGGCUGUAGAAGGUGGCAACAAUCUGGUGUGCACGGGGCUGUUGUAUGCUGCAAAAGCACAGCUGCAACAUGCCAGGGUCACCUCUAUUUCCUUUAAGAAACGCCCAGUUAGAAAAGGUGGAGAAGUGAGCCUGUAUGAAGUUGGAUACGAGAGUGACUUGGGCAAUGGACAUGACCUUUAUGAUCUUGUUGUGGUGGCUACUCCACUUCAUGAACAACUGUCAAAUAUCACAUUUGAAGGUUUUACCCCACCUAUCACUACCUUCCCAGGUUCCUAUCACCACACAGUGGCUACCAUUGUGCAUGGCUAUGUCAAUACCUCAUAUUUUGGCUUCAAAGAUCCAACAUCAUUCUCAAUAAGCGAAAUAUUGACCACCGAAGACUCUGACCUUUUCUUUAACAGCUUAAGUAACCUCUCUCCUGUCAACGCAAGUGCGGACUAUCGGCGCAAGCCCUUACACGAGUCUGCCGUAUGGAAGGUUUUCUCAAAAAAACCUCUCGAUCGGCAGCAGCUCAAAAUGCUGUUCCGCACAUAUUACUCGGUUCAGGAGGUCGACUGGCUUGCUUACCCACAAUAUAAUUCAUUGCCUUCUUCAGGCAAGCUGCCUCCUAUUGUUCUGCAUAAUUCACUCUACUAUCUCAAUGGGCUGGAGUGGGCGGCAAGCGCAAUGGAGAUGGCAAGCAUUGCUGGCCAGAAUGUGGCCCUGCUUGCCCACAGCCGCUGGAAUGGCCAUGAUGAGCGUGUUGAUCAAAUGGACCUGAUGCACCGUAUUAAAACGGAGCUCUGAUCCCCCAAGGCAAGGCUUAAUAUGACCUGAAUAAUACGCGUAACCCUGCGAGCUGGACUUGUUAAUAACCUGAGGAUUGUGUUCUAGAUUGAGGGAUUUGUUUUUUUUAUGUAUUCUGCUUUGCGAAUGAGCUUUUAUUCAAGUUUAUUUAAUUCAAGCUAAUGUUAAACCACUGAAAACUGUUCAAUAGUCGAGGCCAACAUAUAGAAAAUUUAUUGAAAUGCAUUUUUUUCUACUUAGGAUUCAGCAAUGAUUAAAAUAGCAUUUUGAAAAUUAUUAUGCAAUAGGACAGUUGAAUUUAUGUAUAGUUGGAAAUUGAGUUUAAAGUGUUACAGACGGUUUAAAUGUCAUGCGUAAAUGCUUUUAUCAUUGGCAUGGGAUUGUGAACAAAAAUAUUGCUUGGUAAAUGAAAUCAACUUUCGUAUAAUGGUACUGCAAUUAUUAAUACAUGGUGAUGUUUUGGGAUUUAUCAGGCAAGAUUUUCAUAGAGCUGUUAAGGUAUACCUCAAUAUUUUACCUAUAAACAUGAGUUGCACCUUUUAUACAAAAUAAGCCAUAUAAUUAUUAAACGUUUGGUUUAGAAUUUAGACUUUGUUCAUCUUUUCAACUGGAAUUAUUUAGUUUAUGUAUAUAAAAAAGUGCCAUCUACUGAAAUGGGAAGGGUAGAAUAGCUGCUUUUUGUUGUAAUUGUGUCGUGUAUAAUUUAGGUUAUUAGUUUGUUUUACAUGACCAUUGUCACAGUAUAUUUCAAUUCCCAAAGCCACCAAUGUCAAAAAAAUGUUUAUACACGUUUUUAAUUGCCUCUACUGGUCUAUUUUUUAAAAAAUGGUCAGGGUUGCAACCAAGUAGCUGCUUGUGUUUCACAGAAGUCAAUUGCAUAAAGAGGAGUCAUCCUUGCUAUCUAAAUUGUUAUUGAAUACAAAUUUACAUGAACCAUAUACAUCCAAUAGUAAAUUAAACAUUGACAAAUGCAAAUGACAAUAUCAACAUUUUAAUGCAGGGCAUAUAACCGGAAAUUAUAUUCUUACUACAGAACCCUAAAUCAAAUAAGUAUAUAAUUAUACAUGUAUAAUGUACAUCAACAGCAUAAAGCUUGUUUACUAACUUGAAUCAAUUAAUCCAAGUGCUUUUGCUGCUGACAACUUCGUUAGUUGAAUGAAGAAAAACAUUUUUUUCAACUCCUGAAGAUGCCCGCAGCACUAAAUAAGCCACUGCAAAAACAUACAUGUUAAAUAGAAUCAGUUAAGUGUAUAACUGCAAAGGUUACACGUACAUGUAACACAAAUAUGGUUGAAAUAUACACUUGUAACAGUGUAUGUGCAUUAAUUUAUGAUCAGUGUAAACCGUGAAUACCGAGUGGCAGUGACACUUUAAGAUUUAAAUAAAACUAUUGUAUGGAAUUUAGGUUAUUGCUUUUGAAAUAAGAUUUAAGUUAUAGAAUGUAUAGGUGUACCCCGAUAUACUUUGAUUUACGAUUCGUUGAGUUUAAUAAAUUUACACUUUUUUU
Messenger RNA from Petromyzon marinus (sea lamprey), 3107 nucleotides. It is a transcript of the gene PCYOX1, whose product is annotated as prenylcysteine oxidase 1. Gene Ontology annotation, biological process: prenylated protein catabolic process; prenylcysteine catabolic process. NCBI's taxonomy places the organism in Eukaryota, Metazoa, Chordata, Hyperoartia, Petromyzontiformes, Petromyzontidae. The record is from RefSeq and is a predicted model, not a curated record. Gene Ontology annotation, molecular function: prenylcysteine oxidase activity.